AUGCACCAUGCAGCGCUGAAUCUCCCGGAUCUGAUGAUCUCUCUCUGGCGGGGGACCCUCGAAUGCGACACCAAUCGAGGUGAUGCUCUGAGUGCGUGGGCAUGGGCUGUCCUUCGAGGAGAUGUAUGGAAGGCACACGGCAAGACCGUUGCGGAUGCUACUCCGUAUCUUCCAACCCUCUUCGACCGCGCCCCUCGCAACCCUGCCGAGAAGAUUAACAGCGGAUAUAAGGCAGCUGAAUACCUCAACUACAUCUACGUCUUGGGACCCGGUUUGCUUUACAAGCUCCUCCCCGAACCGUACUAUCGCAACUUCUGCAACCUCGUGUGCGCCAUCCGCAUUCUUCACCAGCGCUCUAUCUCAUUAUCUGAUCUCAGGCGGGCUCACCAGCUCGUCAUCACAUUCGUCCGCGACUACGAGCGGCUCUACUAUGCUGGCAAGACAGCUCGAAUCCACUUCGUGCGACAGAGUGUUCACUCGCUCACGCACUUGGCUCGGGAGAUUCAGCUUUUUGGUCCGCCAGGUCUGUACUCCCAGUGGACGAUGGAGCGUACGAUUGGCAACCUCGGUCAGGAGAUCCGGCAGCCAUCUAACCCAUACGCGAACCUCUCACAACGCGCCGUGCGUCGUGCGCAGAUCAAUGCCAUCAUGUCGCUCGUGCCAAGUCUUAACCCAUCGAAUGCAUCCUCAAACGGCAACGUACGGUUGGCCUACCAUCUAGGCAGAGGCUUCAGCUUCAGACCUGCACGGGACACGACGUCUGUGGUGCUCUCGGUCGCGCACAAUGUGGCGCUACAGAGUUAUAUCAGCAGGAUCACUGGCCGGCCCCGCUCGAACAGCCAAUUACAGGUGAUGCGAUGGGCGCGGCUCGUACUUCCCAACGGUAACAUUGCCCGCUCUGCGUGGAAGGAGAAUUUGAAGGCACACGGGAGCGGUAAGCGCAUCGCACGCAAUGCGCGGGACGUCGCAACAAGGUCGCUCUACAUUGCCGAAGUCUUAUACUACUUUGUGCAUCACAUCGCUGGUCAGGAUAUUGGCCUUGCCAUGGUGCAUCGCUACUCCGACCCCGACCAGAGCCUCCUCGAGAAAUCCUCGGGCGCUCUCGUUGCAUGUGACCUGGAUAGGCGGUCGGUGGAGGUCAUCGAGGUGAAGACUAUCCUGUCUGUGGUUGGAAUGGUACCGCUUCCGCUCUUUGGUGCGCUUCCGGGCUAUCCUUCUGCAUCUAGCCUACCGUACUUGCCCCAGCCCGAGUUUGUGACCCGGUUUUUCCUUGCCGAGAAGCUGGGUCUUGAUAUUAUGCGACUUGAUGGUUCCAAUGCACAGGAUGACGAGGAUUAG
This is a messenger RNA of Schizophyllum commune H4-8, 1338 nucleotides long. RefSeq lists its product as uncharacterized. The record is from RefSeq and is a predicted model, not a curated record. The transcript has 3 exons. Lineage: Eukaryota; Fungi; Basidiomycota; Agaricomycetes; Agaricales; Schizophyllaceae. The coding region runs from base 1 to 1338 and encodes 445 amino acids.